AUGUCGGUGUGCGUGCGGGCCGUGGUGCGGGUGCUGGUGCUGCAGGCGGCCUGGGCGCUGGGCGGCGGGCAGGUGCGCUACUCGGUGCCGGAGGAAGCCAAGGGCGGCACGGUGGUGGGGCGGCUGGCGCAGGACCUGGGCCUGGAGGCGGGCGAGGCGGAGGCGCGGCGGCUGCGGCUGGUGUCGCAGGGCCGGCGGGCGAGCGUGGAGGUGAGCGGGGCGAGCGGGGCGCUGGUGGUGAGCUCGCGGCUGGACCGGGAGGAGCUGUGCGGGAAGAGCGCGCCCUGCGCCCUGCGCCUGGAGGUGCUGCUGGAGCGGCCGCUGCGCGUCUUCCACGUGGAGGUGGAGGUCACCGACAUCAACGACAAUGCCCCGCUCUUCCCCGCCCCUCUGGUAAACCUCAGUUUACCCGAAAAUCGCCUCCCGGUUCCCGGUUUCCCGCUGGAGGGCGCGUCGGAUGCGGAUAUCGGAGCCAACGCGCAGCUCUCCUAUACCCUCAGCCCCAGCGAGCACUUCGCCCUGGACGUGAAAUCUUCGGAUGAUGGUAGGAAGUCGCUGUUCCUGGUGCUGACGAAAGGUCUGGACCGCGAGUCGCUGGCCGAGCACCGUCUGUUGCUGACGGCGAGUGACGGGGGCAGGCCGUCGCUGACGGGCACGGUGGAGCUGGUGGUGUCGGUGCUGGAUGCGAACGACAACGCGCCCCAGUUCAACCAGUCGGUGUAUAAAGUGCGUCUGCUGGAGAACGCGGCCGAGGGGACGUUGGUGGCGCAGGUGAGCGCCACCGACCCGGACGAGGGAAUUAAUCACGAAUUUUCCUUUAGCAUCGUCAGUUCAGUUCCUGCUGCCAAGAGAGAUGUCUUUGGCAUUGAUCCGCAGACCGGGGAAAUCCGUCUCCAGGGCACUCUGGACUUUGAAGAAGUGCGCUUUUACGAAUUACAAAUCGAAGCGAGAGACAAGGGCGUUCCGCCAUUGUCAGGGCACUGCAGCGUGGAGCUGGAGGUGUUGGACGUGAACGACAACGCGCCCGAGGUGUGGGUGACGUCGCUGUCGGUGCCGGUGGCCGAGGACGCGUCGUUGGGGACGGUGGUGGCGCUGCUGAGCGUGUCGGACCGGGACUCGGGGUCGAACGGGCGGGUGCGGUGCGCGGUGUGGCCGCCGUCGCCGUUCGGGCUGGUGGCGACGUUCGCGGGCUCGUACUCGCUGGUGCUGCGGGAGGCGCUGGACCGGGAGCGGGUGUCGGAGUACGAGGUGGAGGUGCGGGCGGAGGACGGCGGGGCGCCGCCGCUGCGCGCCAGCCGCGGGCUGCGGGUGCCGGUGUCGGACGUGAACGACAACGCGCCGGCGUUCGCGCAGGCCGUGUACACGGUGCUGGCGCGGGAGAACAACGCGGCGGGCGCGGAGCUGGCGCGGCUGUGGGCGCGGGACCCGGACGAGGCGGGCAACGGGCGCGUGAGCUACUCGGUGGCGGAGGGCGGCGCGGGCGCGGGGUCGGGGUGGCGUCCGGCGUCGAGCUACGUGUCGGUGGACGCGGAGAGCGGGCGGCUGUGGGCGCUGCAGCCC
Molecule: messenger RNA, 1560 nt
Organism: Cygnus atratus (black swan)
Lineage: Eukaryota; Metazoa; Chordata; Aves; Anseriformes; Anatidae
Product: protocadherin alpha-2-like
Biological process (GO): homophilic cell-cell adhesion
Cellular component (GO): plasma membrane
Molecular function (GO): calcium ion binding
Source: RefSeq, a predicted model, not a curated record